Mucor mucedo is the source of this 1288-nucleotide messenger RNA. RefSeq lists its product as uncharacterized. The coding region runs from base 440 to 1255 and encodes 271 amino acids. The transcript is spliced from 5 exons. The record is from RefSeq and is a predicted model, not a curated record. NCBI's taxonomy places the organism in Eukaryota, Fungi, Mucoromycota, Mucoromycetes, Mucorales, Mucoraceae.
CUUUUAAUUAUUCAUUUUCAUUUGCUGUUUCUUUUAACAAAUUUAAUUAUUUUCUUACCAAAUGCCAGACAACACGCAAAAACCUUUCAAGUUCACAUCCAGUUUGUUUGAGCCUGAAGAUGAGGACGAGUUUAUUAAUUAGUGCGACUUUGUUCCUGUUGUUGAUUACAAUAAAUUCGAACUGGAUGAGUUGGACUUUUCUAAUUUCGAAUCACGGGCUCCCAAGAAGCCUCGCCAAAAUCCCGUUGAGGAUUUGUCGCAACAAAAUGAGGCUUUGCCUCAACAAGAUGCUCUUAACGAUUGGGACAACUACUUCGACUUAAAUGACAACAAUUGUUACGAUGGGCCUGUGUUGACAGAGGAAGAAAUUCUUGCCAAUGAGAAGGAGGCUGCAGCAAAAGAAAAAGCUGCCAAAAAGGCUGCUCGGGAGAAGCGUCAGAUGAAGCCUACGCAACUGGCCAAUGACUGGGAGGAGAACCUUGAAGGUGUUAAGGCUGCCUUUUUUGAGUCGAUGCAGGGAGGAUUCCCCAAAGCUGAAGCUGUUGAGGUUGAGGCACCUGCUGUUCUUUGCGAACACCACGAAGUGAAAUUUCGGGAAGUGAAAUUAUACUUCUUUCACCGCCAUGUCAAGGUGAAAUUCCAAGAGUGCGAUUGCAAGCCUCUUUGGAAAACUUUAAUGCUCUUGCAAUUCAUGCCUGCCAGCAUUAGACAACCAAAGUGUGCUGUACACUUUGGUUUCUUGCAAGCCAUUCACGACCGUAAGGUAAUCGGCCAGGAUUCAGUCACGUCCUGGGUCGAGUGGAUGAAUUUGCAGAAUUCAAGAAGAGCCGCUAGUGACUCUGGUGAGGAGUUGCUGUCACUUGGUCAAGAUGUGUUGAACAGGUGUUAUCUCAUUUACUGUAGAUUAUUGCUGUCUAUCGAGAGAACACUUGAGGAGGAGUUCGCACAGUCUUUGGAUGGGAUCACGUUGGCACCUUCCUGCGUUGUUUGUUUAGGUUCCGAGCGAACAAUGAUAAUAAUGGAUGGAAACUUUUCCCAGAAGCGCCAUAAUUGUGCUCAUAACUCACCUGAGUCUUUUUUGGUGGAUCAAGUUGACGAGCUUUGGGGUAAAGCGAAGGAUGUGGAGAAGUUCCUGAAGGAUGAUUGCCCUGUCAGUGAUUGUAAUGCUGAACUCCAGUAUGUCGGUGAUGGUGAUGGUAAAGAUGGUGAUGAUAGGGAUGAUGGUGCUGGCGCUGGCGCUGGCGCCGGUGCUUGAGCUAAGACGAAGGCUAAGGCUAAGGUUAAGGCU